This is a messenger RNA of Oreochromis aureus, 2899 nucleotides long. It is a transcript of the gene simc1, whose product is annotated as SUMO interacting motifs containing 1. Bases 375 to 2879 code for a protein of 834 amino acids. Lineage: Eukaryota; Metazoa; Chordata; Actinopteri; Cichliformes; Cichlidae. The transcript is spliced from 10 exons. The record is from RefSeq and is a predicted model, not a curated record.
AGAAAAAAAACAGGAAGCGUCAAUAAAAUUCAUAUGUUGCAUUGCAAUUAUCAAUAAAUUUUAAGCGUUUGGAUUUGAAUUUUGGCGUCUAGCUUCUAUGUAGUUAAUUCACGGCAACCCGCGAACUGUAACGAUACACCCAGGUUUUAACCCACCUGCCGCAAACGACGCAUGUAAUCUACGAUCUCAACAAGGAAAUGCCGAAGGUUGCACGCCUCACUGGAGGAGUUAUUUUGUGUUUUCUGCAAAACAUGAUAGGAAUUAGACAUCUACGGCGGAAGCUCAUGGCUGUUUAGGACUGCCCUGACCGUCACGGGUCUGCUUUAGCUGAUGCUUUUGUGCAUUGGCUGCUGAAUUUGAAUGACUGAAGAGAAAUGGAAGAUGUGAUCAGUCUCAGCUCAGACGACUCCGAUGUGGAGAUCGUCGGCUCUUACUGUACAUUCAUUGCCAAGCCUGACCCGAUGCCUCUCUCCGCUGUGCGGGUUGAAGUCGAUGCCGUGAAGCUCGCCCUCCCACCGAAUUAUAUCGACCUUACAGAUCCAAGAUGGACUCUUCCAGAGCUGCGGAGAAGGCAAAAUGGCACUGGCACUGGCACAGCAGUAGUAGACUUGACUGAAAAUGAAACAGAGCAGGAGACAGAGAAUUUGCCACCAGAUAACUGUCAAUCAAAAAACACAAACACAAAUUUAAAUCACAUCUCACAAAGUCAAGAUUAUAAUCACCAAAAAACUCCUUUGACAGAUUCCGUUGUUUGUGCUCCACAGCAGGACUGUGGUGACCCAAAACCAAAGCAGAGACGUCUAAAUCCUCAAAUACCUGAAACACAACACCCCAAAAAGGACAAUAAAGCAGCCCCCUGCACUAACACACCAGCUGUAAAGUUGAAACGAUUGCCUUUUCUAGAAACGCAUGUUGCAGAACUGAAAACCUCAAAGUGUUCUGUCUAUGUGACCAAAGAUUGUACCCAAAUGUCUCUGAACAAUCACGGUGAAACACCUCAUUGCAAUAGUAAUUUAAGUACAAAUACGAGUCCAAACAUUUCUAACAUGGAGCCUUUGUUUGAUGCAUCUCCUUCUAAGGAUGGACAAGAAAACAACAGUGAGGAAUGUCCAAACACACAGGUACAAGAUGAUGAACUACAGCACCUACAUAGCCCUGCUGAUUCUCCUUGCUCAGUCGGGCAAAACUCUGUUGGAAGUUCAAAAGAGCAUAGCACACAUGAUGGUCAGAGCGAUGGAGUUAGUUCAGCUCUGCCCAUUACAUCCAUAGAUUUGGCUUCUUCAUCUCAGGACGAAGAACAAAUGGAAUCCCCCUGUUAUGACCUGAAUCAGCCAAAAUUAGACGAACCUGAAGAAUCCAGGCAAUCCUGCAGCUCUGGUAACUCAUCCCCCUACUCUCCUACUACUGCAUCAAACUCUUCUGAGGCUUUUGAGCCUGACCCUCCCUCCAAUACAAGUCCUAUAUCUCAUAGUCACAAGAGCCCUGCUGGGUCAUCUCCUAGAUCCGAAUCAGUUGAAGAUAUGCCUGAAUGGCAGGAGACUGAGACGUACAAGGGGGAUCUUGGACUUUACAGUCCAGGGUCUUUCCCAUGGGAAGAUGAAAGUGAUGGAGAAGACAUGAAUGAAGAGACCAUGGACUGCAGGGCGGUCAGCAGAGAGGAUAGACAUUUUGUGUGCCCAUCUACACUCAGGAAAUUACUAGCUGGAACAACAAAAAAAGCAAUGAUUGAAGAGGAUGAUGAAGAUUUUGGAACUCCUGAGGUGCUAUGUCGCCAGAGUCUGAGUCUGGUUUACAGUACAAUUGAUGAGAACUACCCAGAAGGCACUUUGCAGCUAUUGUCUGACCUACUACAGCCUGGUUACUAUCCCCCCAGAGAUAUCACCUCCCACCUACUCCACGGCAUUCUGCUCGACCUACAGUCUCCUCAUCACCUCUGCGUGCAGGCUUUUAAGCUCCUGAUGAGGUCACAAAGGCACCACAUGGUUGAUAAAAACACGGUUCCAUGGGAUUGGGAGUUACUGACCUCAGUCAUGACCGAUGAGGAGCACACACACAGGCAUCGGUGUGAUGUUGUGCGCAUGUUCCUGGAGUACAUUGUGCAGACUUUGGAGGACGACUUUCGGGCUAAAUGCUCUACAUCCUCCUUGCACCAUUCGAUCGCAAAAGGAACAUUGUCGUGUGAUCAGCAGUUUCCCCGGGUUAGGGAAGUCAUCAAGUGGCUGUUUUCUGCCAUUAUGAAAUCAACAGAGCAUGGAAAGGGUAGAGAAACAACCCAAGAAAGAGAAUAUAUGAGAAUGGUGUCCUGCUUACAAAGGAUGCUCUCUCUGGCUCUGGAGGUGGACUGUUCUCCUGCUCUAACCUCUGCCAAGCUGUCCCAAGAGCUCUUCCAUAUGCUCAUCAGUAACGUGCCCCUACGAGCUCACAGGAUGUUGUUGUUGGAGAGCCUACAGAGUAAGCUGCUGAGAUGUAAGCUGUUGGAACAUCUGCUGGACUAUGCAUGCCCAGUGAAAAUCUCACUGCCCAUGUCGCUCAGUCUGCUGCUUCACUUUCUAAAACACUGCACUGUAGCACCAGACCCUACGGAUGGCACUGAAAAGUGGCUCAAGUGGGAGGAGUUGGUGCAUCUCCUCUGGAUGUUGCUGCUCAGCUAUAACAAAGCAAUGAAAGGCUAUCUCUGCAACUCAUUAACAGAGCCCAGAGGCAGAGUUGGUAUGUCAGUCUAUAAGCCUGAUGACAGGGUGUCACGACCUGCUGUUCAGGAAGCUGUUGAAGCCUUUAUGUCCAGAUCUCAGGCUGACCUCGACCAAGCCUUACCUCUCCAUGUGGAAGAGUCCUUAACUUAUCUACAGGAUCAUCUCCUAGAUGUCUGUCAGUGUUAAAUAAAAGAGUGUGUGUUUCA